This is a messenger RNA of Aureococcus anophagefferens, 705 nucleotides long. RefSeq lists its product as hypothetical. The record is from RefSeq and is a predicted model, not a curated record. Lineage: Eukaryota; Pelagophyceae; Pelagomonadales; Pelagomonadaceae. The annotation marks the transcript as partial. The transcript is spliced from 2 exons.
GAGCGCGACGGCGCCGUCAUCGUCGAGGACAUGCUGUCGCCGGAGACGCUGGCGAAGCUGCGGGACGAAACGGAGGCGUCCUUCCGCGCGACGGCGCCCGGCACCGCCGCCGACGACGCGGACGUGGCCGAGUUCUGGGGCGGCAACACGAAGCGGUUCACGCGCCUCGCCGCGCGGUCGCGGACGUUUCUGGAUCGCGUCCUCGUGCAUCCGCUGCUCCUGCGCGUCGCCGACGCCGAGCUCCUGCCGCACUGCGCGCAGUACUGGAUGAACACGGGCCAGAUGAUGUGCAUCGGCCCCGGGUCCCGGGCGCAGUGGCUCCACCGCGACGCCGAGAACUGGGGCCACUUCUGCGACGGGCCGAAGAGCAUCCCCGUGACCGUGUCGUGCAUGUUCGCCGUCACGGACUUCAAGGCCGAGACGGGCGCGACGCGCGUCGCGCCCGGGAGCCACGGCUGGCGCGACUUCCGGACCGAGGCGCGGCCGGACCAAAUCCUCCAAGCCGAGAUGAAAUCGGGCAGCGGUUUGAUCUAUUCCGGCAAGGUCGUCCACAGCGGCGGCGCGAACGCGACGGCGGACGAGCGCCACGGCCUACAUCUGAGCUUCUGCAGCGGCUGGCUCACGCCCGAGGAGGCGGGCUGCGUCGGCUUCCCGCUGGAGAGGGCCAAGGACCUCACGCCGACGCAGCGGCGCCUCCUCGGCUAC